UUGAAAAAUGCAUUUAAAUUUAUUGCACUUGCGCUCUUCGGAAAGCAUCAUUCACACAGCCAUGGCAAUGAUAAGCCCACAACAAAUCAGUUCACCAUCGAACGAUUCGUUUGUUUGCUUUUAUAUAAAUCAUUAUCAGCAGUAUUAUUACAUUCUACAUCGAUGGAGCUUAAAGAAAUUCACCGAACGUACCCGCGUAAUCUAAACCCAGAACAAUCCGUUGCCAGCGAUGAUCUAUCAGUGUUGAGCCGAUUCCAAAAUCUCUCUUUGUUCGUCGAAAAUCCCACCCAUAACGUUACUUCCGAUGCCCUGACACGGGGAACAUCCGUCGACCCAUAUAGUAGCAGCAACAGCAAGACGCAACAGCAACAUGCACUUGACCUGACUGGCUAUCGAAAAAUCCGCUCCGUAGGUCAAGGUUCGUUCGGUACUGCCAUCCUGUACGAGCGGCAAUCGGAUGGGCAACAGGUGGUCAUGAAGCAGAUUGCUCUUAGCAACCUUUCCAAACCAGAGCGUGAAAUGGCCAUGAACGAGGUGGACGUGUUCUCGAAGCUGCACCAUCCCAACAUCAUAGCCUACCUUGGGUCGUCCGUACGCGGUGAUCUGCUGCUGAUCGAGAUGGAGUACGCGGACGGUGGAACGUUGGCGCAGAUGUUGGCCGAACGUAACCAAAGCGAACCACUGCCGGAACGGUUCGUGCUAAACAUAUUUGAACAGCUCACCAGUGCGAUAAGCUACAUGCACUCGCAAAACAUUCUGCACCGUGAUUUGAAAACGGCGAACGUCUUUCUGCACGGCAAGGGCACGGUAAAGGUUGGUGACUUUGGUAUUUCCAAAAUUAUGAACACCAACGUACACGCACAGACGGUGCUCGGGACUCCGUAUUACUUUAGCCCGGAAAUGUGCGAAGGCAAGGAGUAUAAUGAGAAGAGUGACGUCUGGGCCCUGGGAUGUAUUGUCGGGGAGAUGUGCUGCCUGAAGAAAGCGUUCACGGCCACAAAUCUGUCCGAGCUGGUAGGCAAGAUUAUGACUGCGGAGUAUGUGCCACUUCCUGCGUGCUAUUCCGAAUCCUUGUGCCACGUUCUGGGGUUGAUGUUUCAGAUCGAUCCGAACGCAAGGCCCUCUGCCUCAGAACUGUUGCAGUAUUGGGUUCCGUUUAUCUAUCGGAAUCUGGGGUCUUCGGAUGGAUUUCAGGUAGACAAUCAUUCGUUGAAUGUCAAUAGUUCCGGCCAGUUCAAAACCUCCGUACAAAAUAGGCAAUCAGUAGUGGACAGUAAUCCCAGCUCAUCUAGCUAUGGAGACGGAUCAACGGCUCUGAUUGAAACGGAUUUAAAUCACAACACUCCGACUGAGCGUACCGUCCUCUAUCAAUUGCACUCAUUCGGCACAUCCUCUUCGCUGGCACCGUUACAUCUACCGCCGACGAUAAGGAUCAAGCAGAUAGUGACACGUGGUCAGCAUUUUGUUGCUGUUAUGGAAGAUGGAUCAGUGUACAGUUGGGGUGAAGGAGACAAGGGACAGCUCGGGCACGACGCACUCGAAACAUGGCAUCACAUCCCUAUGCGAAUCCAUGCAAUCCGACAACGUAAAGUUAUCAGUGCUGCUGUCGGUGAUGGAUACACCAUUUUCUGCACGGCCUCCGGAACACUGCUAGCCUGUGGUGACAACAGUAACGGUUGCCUCGGUCAGGGAAACAAGGCAUCGUUGCUGGUACCUAAAAAAAUCGAAAAACUGGAGCACAUUCCCAUCGUACAGGUGGCCAGCGGUACCACGCACGUGUUGGCCCUUACCGAGGGAGGCAUCGUGUACAGUUGGGGAACAAGCAGCAAUGGUGCACUUGCACUUGGCAAGCGUAUCCAUGUGGCUCUCGAACCGGAGCGUGUUAUUUUGCCACAGCUGGUACAGAACGUUCGGGAAGUGUAUGCGGGGCCGGACUGUACAAUUCUCUUUACGCGUCAGGGUGAUUGCUACUGCUGCGGAAGCAAUGCAGGGAAUCGGCUAGGACUGGGGCGAAAAGUUAGUGGUACGGCUACGCUACGAAAAAUCGAACUCGACGCCAACCGACCGAAGAUUGUGGCUGUCAGUGUGGCCGAUACGCAUGCGGCAUUCCUGAUCGAAGGUGGUUUUCUGAUAACGCUCGGGGAUAAUGCAAGCGGACAGCGUGGUGUUGGCCAUAAGUGUGAGCUGUUGCAACCGACGAUCGUUCGUCAGUUGCAGGCACGAUAUGUUUUGAACGUGAAAUGCAGCCAAACGUACACGGUUGCAACGACGGACGAUAAUUGUGUCGUGCUGUGGGGAACGCGUCUUGGUACACCGGAUAGCUGUGACGAUUCCAGUGGCUCACAUGGCAGAAAUAACAAUGAUCAGCGACCUUCGUUGGCCACGGUUGCCAACAGCACGACGGCUCUAGCAAACAUCUUAACGUCUCUCUAUAAACACGAGACCAUACUCAAUCCUGCAGACGUACUGGCGUUGUACUCGUCCAAGCAGCAGCAAAGCCUUGGGUCGUACGUGAAACUUCUGGACGUCUACCCGUUGCAACACAGCGUACUAGUGCUGGUUGAGACCAACUGUCCGCUUGUCUAGAGAGCAAACAUUACAUUCACAGAGGGUGCAACACAAAGAGAGUCACAUUUCACCUCAUUGACAUGCACCAGUUGCCACAUGGUGGCCUUUUUAAUCGCACCAAACACAUUUCUGGUCCGUGAUAAAUGAAUCAGUAUUUUCAAAUGUUUUUAAUCAAUAAAACAAACUCUGAAAGGACAAAAAACUUGUGAUUUAAUUUUGUUUAAGAUUUUCUACUAAUAAACAGCUUGAGGUAAGUGUAACCAGUGCUGAACAACAUUAAAACGCUACUCGGAAAGGAAGUGCUCACAAGUCCCUAGAUGUAUGCAAAGGGAUGUCUUUCUGUUUGGCUGCUGCCGUACACAACGAAACGUCACAAAGUAACGCUUCGUAACGCUCUUCGGACUGU
This is a messenger RNA of Anopheles stephensi (Asian malaria mosquito), 2974 nucleotides long. RefSeq names its product serine/threonine-protein kinase Nek8. Gene Ontology annotation, molecular function: protein kinase activity; ATP binding. The transcript has 8 exons. Gene Ontology annotation, biological process: protein phosphorylation. Lineage: Eukaryota; Metazoa; Arthropoda; Insecta; Diptera; Culicidae. The record is from RefSeq and is a predicted model, not a curated record. The coding region runs from base 163 to 2586 and encodes 807 amino acids.